AUGUUUGUCGCCGCCGCCAAAGCCGGCAUAACGAUGCUCAAAGACGGCAACAUCGGCGAGAAACCUCGCUCGUCCAUCUCGGACUUGAUCGACAUCCUGUGUCUGGAGCGGUACGAGGAGGACAGUUAUGAGGGACUGGCGGAGUUGGUCGAGAGCAUCAAUCUGCAGCCGCAUACUGGACCUGCCGAGGCUUCGCGCGCUAUCCGCAAGAAGCUCAAGUACAGCAACAUCCAUGGCCAGCUUCGCGCGCUCACGAUCCUCAAGACGAUCGUCGAGAACGGCGGUUCACGCUUCCAGACCACCUUCGCCAACGACCGCCUCGUCGACCGAAUCAAAGUGAUGGCCGGCGACCCUCACACCGAUCCCAAGGUCAAGAAGAAGCUCAUGCAGGUGCUCGGGAGCUGGUAUGUCCAGUUCAAGGACGACCCGAAGAUGCAGCUUGUUGCGGGCUUGUACAAGAGUUGUGGAGGGGGGAAGACGCAACCGACCCGCUCCGCCGCAACCGACGCCUACGAAGCCCAACAAGCGCGCUACGAGCGCGAGGCCGCCCUCCGUGCCGAGCGAAAAGAAGCCGAGCGUCGCGCGCGCGAGGAGGAGAAGGCGAGGAAGGAGGCGGAGAAGGCGAAGAAGGCGGCGGCGAUGAGGAGUGCGACGGCGCAGGGUGGGGCGAACAGGCGGAGGGUCAAGUUCAACUUUGAGCAGGAGAAGCCGAAGAUCAUGGCUGCCGUCGGUCAGGGCACGCAGUCGGCUCAAGCUCUCGUCAACGCGCUCCAGCACGUCAACCGCGAGAAGGAGUCGGUCAAGGAGAACCUGCGCGUGCAAGACUGCCUCGAGAAGGCCAAGGCGGACCGCAAAGCCUUGAUCCGGUACAUCCAGCUCAUCGACAACGACAGCGAGGGCGACUACAUCGGCACGCUCAUCGCGACGAACGAGCAGAUCAUCAACGCUGUGCAGAUGUACGACCGCAUGUCGAAGCCUGUCGAGCUUGACUCGGACGAUGAGGCAAUCGAAGAAGCCAAGCGUCUCGCGGUCCAGCAAGGCCUGACCGUCCCGCCCUCCGCGACACCGAAAGACCACGACGACACGCAGAGCAUCCGCUCGCGGCUGUCGGCAUUCGACAUGCAGGACCGCGAGAUGGACAAGUUGCAGCAGCGGCAGCGGAGGAGGCUCGAGAGGCAUCUGAGCUCGAGGAGCGGGGUGCCGCAGGUCCACCCCGACUUGCAGGACCUCGCUUUCGGCCCGACUGGCAGCUCCUCGCUCCCGCCGCCCAUCCAGCCCCGCUCGCCCGAAGACGCCUACACCCACGGCUCGCUCUCCGACUACUCCGACUACUCUUCCGAAGACGACUACUCCGACGAUGAGGCUUCCUCGCGUCCGGCUCACGCCGGCGGGAGCGGCACGACCCCAGCACGUUCGUACGCGCAGUAUGUCAGGCAGGAGGACGAGCGGACCGGCACUGGCAAAGGCUUGCUCGACCCUUCGGCGCAGGAAGACCCGUUCGCGGAUCCGUUCGCAGAUCAGGAGGGUGACGAUGCGAGCGCGUACGAGGUCAUGACGCCUGGCAUUCACGACAAGCGGCAGGAGUGGAGGGAGAUUUGA
Rhodotorula toruloides NP11 is the source of this 1599-nucleotide messenger RNA. RefSeq names its product VHS domain containing protein. Lineage: Eukaryota; Fungi; Basidiomycota; Microbotryomycetes; Sporidiobolales; Sporidiobolaceae. Gene Ontology annotation, biological process: actin cortical patch localization; actin filament organization; endocytosis. The record is from RefSeq and is a predicted model, not a curated record. Gene Ontology annotation, molecular function: phosphatidylinositol binding; ubiquitin binding. Gene Ontology annotation, cellular component: actin cortical patch. Bases 1 to 1599 code for a protein of 532 amino acids. The transcript has 10 exons.